CGUCUGUCUCCGACACCAGCUCCUUCCUUCCACGGACAAGUCAUGACGGCAUCCACCGCGGUCGUGGGCGUUUGUGACGCUUCCGGCAAACAGCCUUUCCGCUUUCUGGACCUCCCGCGCGAACUGAGGGACCGAAUCUAUGAGUUUGCUCUCUACUAUGGCACUAUCCGGAUAUCGGGAGGAACGGGCAAACCAGGCACCUACAAAGUUGAUCGCGGCAACAAGCGACAUGUUAGACCGCGAAUCGUUCUGACAUGCCGGCAAAUUUAUCAAGAAGCAACGCGAGUCUUCUAUGGAAUAAAUACGUUCGACUUCGAAGACGUACCUGCAGCAUUCAAUUUCCUCCGCGAUAGGCCUGAGGAUGCCGUUAGGAGCAUCCGAUACCUCCAACUUUCCUAUCGCCACAAUAACGACUCCGAUCAAGGCCAAUUCAAUGCUCUUUGCGCAUUGCUGCAAUGGCGAUGUCCGCUUCGAGAAUUGAAACUAACAAUUCACACGGCAGAUGUGCGCAAAAUCCUUCAAGACGAGUCCAACCUAGAGAAAACGCAGUACCAACCAAUCCCCGCCUGGGUAAACCAAGUACUGCAAGUCAAGAAUUUGCAUCGACUUCAUGUCCACUGGAACUUCGGGUCGAGGAAGUACAUCCGCACAGCACUCGCCGCCGCCAGAUUGAUGCGGUCAAGUAUGUUGCAGACCGAUAUGGCGUUCUCCGAUGCGCAGGGCAUCCAGGUUCGUCUACGCCACGUAGCCAGGGUCGGUCGGCAGCAGAUCCGAUGGGGUGAACUGAACAUGAUGAUUACCAAAGAUGGCGAAUCGGAGCUUGAACGAAAGAGGAGGGUGAGGGUAUUGCCGCAUUCCUGGUGCAAUGAGUGUGGUGCGUUCGAGGGAACUCUAUUGUGCGACUGCAUCCACCAGGUUUCAACAGCUUGCUUGAAAAGCUUUGAGAGCAAGUGCCGUUCCUGUCACCGCUGUGGUCGGCCUGGCACCAUGUAUCGUGGAGAGCAACACCAGCUGCCCGCUAUUUUGAAGCUCGACCCCGACGACACGAGUACCACGCCUGUUGGGGAAGACGUAUGGGACAGUAGGAGGUGGGGCGGCAAGGCGCUCAAGGACUAUCUCCCAAACUAUGUGACCGAGGACGACUUUCACAAGGCUAAAGAGCUGGCGAAUGUAGGGGUUACGCUUGUGCCCCCGAUCGCAGGAGAUUACGCCAACAGCGACUUCGGCGAUACUGACAGCCUGCUAAGUGUCCACGGCUGGAGCGAUGACGAGGACGGCGAGUAACGUCUCGGACGGCGCGGCAGUCUACCGCGAGUGAGACGCCAGCCGUUUUUUCCACAUUCGCAUACGAAAUAGCGGUGUUCCAAUGCG
Molecule: messenger RNA, 1371 nt
Organism: Trematosphaeria pertusa
Lineage: Eukaryota; Fungi; Ascomycota; Dothideomycetes; Pleosporales; Trematosphaeriaceae
Exons: 1
Coding region: 43-1284 (413 amino acids)
Source: RefSeq, a predicted model, not a curated record